Messenger RNA from Papaver somniferum (opium poppy), 1248 nucleotides. RefSeq names its product protein FAR1-RELATED SEQUENCE 5-like. Bases 1 to 1248 code for a protein of 415 amino acids. The transcript has a single exon. The record is from RefSeq and is a predicted model, not a curated record. Gene Ontology annotation, molecular function: zinc ion binding. Gene Ontology annotation, biological process: regulation of DNA-templated transcription. Lineage: Eukaryota; Viridiplantae; Streptophyta; Magnoliopsida; Ranunculales; Papaveraceae.
AUGGAAGGAAAAGAGAUGAAAACUAUAUUUACUGAUCAGGCCAGCCAAAUUGCCAACGCAAUUAAACAGGUAUUCCCUAAUGCUCAUCAUCGUCUCUGCUUAUGGCAUAUUUUCCAAAAUGCUGCGAAACACUUAUCACAUAUUUUUGGCAUUCAUGAAUCAUUUUUAAGUGAUUUUAGAAAAUGUAUUUAUGAUUAUGAGACUGAAUAUGAGUUUCUAUCAAGCUGGGAACAACUGCUUGAAAAAUAUGAGUUAAAGGAUAACAAAUGGUUGAACAAGUUAUUCAAGUUACGUGAAAAAUGGGCACAAGUAUAUGGCAGAGAGCAUUUUUGCGCUGGUAUGACAACCACUCAAAGAAUUGAGAGCAUAAAUAAUUACUUCAAAAAAUAUUUCAAGAAGAAACAAAUUCUUCGAGAGUUUGUGGGUCAAUUUGAUAAAGCAGUUGCUGCUCGGCGCGAAAAAGCCAUAAAAGCAGAUUACAAAUCUAUGGCAACGAAGCCAAACUUGACGUCAGUAUGGGAAGUAGAAGAAAAAUCAUCUAAAAUAUAUACUAGUAAGAUUUUCAAUGAAUUCCAGAUGCAAGUUAAGAGGCUCAUUGACCUUGAAUUCAAACUUGAUAGUGAUGAUGGAACAACUAGCAUAUACAAAGUAUCAUCCUAUAUUGGAAAACGAGCACCUCGCACGGUACGUAUCACUUCCUCUACCCUUACAUUCCAGUGUAGCUGCAAAAAGUUUGAGUUCUUUGGCAUAUUAUGUGCGCAUAUUUUGAAAGUACUGCGUCAUUUGAAGAUUUCCGAUCUUCCAUCAGAAUACUACUUGAAAAGGUGGACGAAAGAUGCAUCAAAUAGUAUAGUUAUUGAUUCUCAAGGAAAUAGUUUAAUGGUUGAUUGUGAUCCAUCUUUGUCAGCACGUUAUAGUGAGUUGUCACACUUAGCGUUAUCUAUAGCUAAAACAGGUUGUAUAAAUGAGGAAGCAAGUAUAUUUGUAAAACAGGCGUUGUUGCGGGUUCUUGAAGAGACAAAAUCUCUUUCGACAGCCCAGCCUAAUAACGUCGGAGUUGAUCGCGAAAAGAAUUUGCUUGAAAUAAGCGAUGAAGAUGAAGAUCUUCCACAGGGGAACACAACACUAAAAGAUCCCAUUCGAAAGAAAACAAUAGGGGAGUCUUCUGCGAGACAUAAAGAUCUUAUGGAGGUGGGGAAAAGGGAAAAGAAUGGGAAAAAAGGAAAAAUGACUAAGAACAAAAAAUGA